GUCCCCGGAACGUUUAUGCGUAGCAUUAGCGGCUGCGCGCCUACAUCGGACAGUUUGACUAAAUGCACGUAGUCAACAAGAUGGCGGCUUCACGUGUGGAAGAAGAGAUUGCUGCUGCAGAAAGUGAUUGUGGCUCUGAACAAAGCUCAGGUCUCCCAGAUGACAGCUUUUCUUCUGGGGUUGAAGAGUUUGAAGGCGAUGAGGAGGAUGAACCUGCAAUCCUGGAUGACAAAGAUGAAACUGCAGCUGAGUCCAAAGAUGCAGCAAACCCUGGCUGGGCUGAUGCCAUGGCUAAAGUGCUCAACAAAACAGUUCCCAAGAGUAAACACACCAUCUUGGUUAAAAACAAAUCACGAGACAAGGAACGAGAGAGAGAGAAACAAGAAAGGUUGGAGAAGAGGAGGCAGCUUGAUAAAAAGCUGGAGUGGGAAGCUAUGUGCAGAGUGAAGCCAGAUGUUGUCAGAGACAGAGAAACAGAGAGAAACCUUCAGAGAAUUGCCACGAGGGGAGUAGUCCAGUUAUUUAAUGCUGUCCGGAAGCACCAAAGAAAUGUUGAAGAGAAGGCAAAAGAGGCAGGGAGUUCCAACAGAAAACGGGCAAAAUUGAUAUCAUCUGUUUCAAAGAGAGACUUUAUUAAUGUACUGAGAGGGAUGGAAGGAACGGAAGUGGAGCAAAACACCACUAAGAAGUCCUUGAAAAGCAAACAGGGUGACGCUAAAUCUGAAGAGGGGCCAGCAUGGAGUAUUUUGCGAGACAACUUCAUGAUGGGAGCCUCAAUGAAAGACUGGGACAAGGAAAGUGAUGGGGAAGACAACAUUGGUCGAGAUGGGGAAAUCAAACAGGAGAGCAGAAGUGACUUGGACUGAUGAAAUUGAAAACGUGUAUAUUUUGGUUAAAUAAGGCAGGGGUGGCCAACAGUAGCUCUCCAGAUGUUUUUUUUGCCUACAACUCCCAUCAGCCCCAGCCAGCAUAGCCAAUGGCUGGGGCUGAUGGGAGUCGUAGGCAAAAUACAUCCGGAGAGCUACUGUUGGCCACCCUCUGAAAUAAGGAUUUUGUUCAUCCAGGCAGCCUUAUUCUACAAAAGCAAGGACUUGUUAAAGAUUGAAGAAAAACUGUUUUAACAAAACAUUGUCCUACAAUCCUGAAAUCCUAUGGUAUUUCUUCACAAAUUAUUCCUAAUUGUUUUUAGAUUUUCAAAACAUUUUGUACAGUCCAGACUGACUCCUCCUCAAUCAGAAAGGGGAAGAUGUUGCCAAGUUCAUUUUAAGUUUAAAUACUGCUUAAUACUGCUAAAUGUUGUUGUACUAACUUUUCCACUUUGAUUUUUGUAAUUUGGUUAGGUUUUGAUCAGUUUAUACAAUAAAUAUUGGCGUACCAGAAACAUGUAUGAAAUUA
Messenger RNA from Heteronotia binoei (common prickly gecko), 1395 nucleotides. RefSeq names its product ribosomal RNA processing 15 homolog (gene RRP15). Bases 63 to 866 code for a protein of 267 amino acids. Gene Ontology annotation, cellular component: preribosome, large subunit precursor. The transcript has 5 exons. The record is from RefSeq and is a predicted model, not a curated record. Lineage: Eukaryota; Metazoa; Chordata; Lepidosauria; Squamata; Gekkonidae. Gene Ontology annotation, biological process: maturation of LSU-rRNA; maturation of 5.8S rRNA.